Molecule: messenger RNA, 3813 nt
Organism: Amphibalanus amphitrite
Lineage: Eukaryota; Metazoa; Arthropoda; Thecostraca; Balanomorpha; Balanidae
Product: protein hu-li tai shao-like
Exons: 17
Coding region: 232-2730 (832 amino acids)
Cellular component (GO): cytoskeleton; postsynaptic density; plasma membrane
Molecular function (GO): actin filament binding
Source: RefSeq, a predicted model, not a curated record
GGCCGAGUGCAGUACAGGGCGGCGAGCCCGACUGACCGGCGUGCGGGAGGCGCGUGGUGGUGUGCGGUGUGCUGACGGCGGGAUUGCGGACCACGGGGACUGCUCCGUGUCGACACGGUGUUCGGAGUCGGGUCUGUUGACGGUGGGGUUCUGCGGUGCCCGGUGGCGAGGGCUGUGUGACAGCGCGCAGCUGACGGAGGAGACGUCCCGGUGACGUCGGCCACACCAGCCAUGGAGACGGCGACUGCGACGGCCAAUGGCGGCGCCGGCGACGCGCCCGACACCAACGGCCUGUCAGAGGAGGAGCUGGAGCGGCAGAGGAUGCGGCCCGCCGAUGUCGACGCCGACAUGAGGGAGAUGAGUCGACGGAAACGCGUCGAGGCUGUCCUCCAGUCGCCCGCCUUCAGGAUGGAGCUGGACCGUCUGGUGGAGGCCGGCAUGACGCAGGGCAACUGUGUGGGCGGCUCCACCCUCUCCGAUAUGCUGGGCUUGGUGCGCGCAGGACCCGUCACUGGCCGAGCGGGGAUGCAGUGCGUGCAGCCGAUCGCCGACCUGCGCGGGGCCGAGGCGGCGCAGCUCACCAAGCCGGAGAAGAUGCUGCGCUGUAAGCUGGCCUCGCUGCUGCGCGUGAUGGACAUGUUCGGCUGGGCGCAGGGCGUCUGCAACCAUGCCACGGUGCGGCUGAGCCAGGAUCUGGAGCACUUUCUGGUGAACCCGUACGGCCUGCUGUACGGCGAGAUCACGGCCGCCUCGCUGCUCAAGGCUGACAUGCAGGGCAACAUCGUGGCCGCCGGCAGCAGCGGGCUCGGCCUCAACAGCGCCGCGUACGCGCAGCACGCGGCCAUCCACGCGGCGCGGCCGGACCUGCGCGUGGUGUUGCACGUGCAGGAGCCGGCCGUGGUGACGGUGUCGGCGCUGCGGGCCGGCCUGCUGCCGCUCACCGAGCACGCCUGCGUACUGGGUGAGGUGAGCGUGCACCGGCUGCCGGCCGACGGCGCCGACCCCGAGCACCAGCGGCUCACCCGCGACCUGGGCGUGCACAACAAGGUGAUGCUGCUGCAGAACCGUGGCGCCCUCUGCUGCGGAGAGAACAUCGAGGAGGCCUUCUUCCUGCUCUCACACCUGGUGGCCGCCUGCAAGAACCAGGUGGUGAUGAUGCCUCUGGGCGUGGACAACCUGACGCUGGUGGACGAGGCGCAGCGGCAGCUGGUGUUCGAGGAGUCGCGCCGUCCGCCCACCCGGCCCACACUGUCCUCCUCCGGCGAGGAGCGGCCCUCCCCGCGCAGCCAGUGGCGGCUCGGCGAGCUCGAGUUCGAGGCCCUGAUGCGAGUCAUGGACAACGCCGGCUACCGGACCGGACACAUCUACCGGCACACGAUGCGCGCCGAGGCGCCGGCCCACCAGAGCGACGUGGAGUACCCGCCGGCGGCCAGCUCCUACCUGGCAGAUAUCGACGACGUCUUUAAAUACAGUCCGAUGCGGAAGACCCGGCCUGGCGAGCGGACCCGCUGGCUCAACACACCCAACGUCUACCAGAAGGUCGAGAUGCUCGAGACGGGCACCAACGACCCCAAGACCAUCUACAAGUGGGUGCCAGACGGAUCUCCCUCGCACGGCAACACGCCCAUCAAGGUGGACGCUGCCCUGCAGUUUGUGCCCAAGAACACCAACCCCAAGGAGUUCAAACAGCUCCAACAGCAGAUCAAGGAGAACCGCCGCGGCGGCGGUGUGAGCGCCGGCCCCCAGUCACACAUCUUGGAGGGGGUGUCCUGGGACGAGGCGCGUCAGCUGCAGGAGGCGGCGGAACAGCGUGCCGGCGGCGACCAGGUGGUACUCGUCGGAGCUGCCUCCAAGGGUAUCAUCCAGCGCAACUACCAGCACAACGCCACCGUCUACAAGACACCCUACGCCAAGAACCCGUUCGACCAGGUCACCGACGAGGACCUCGAGGAGUACAAGCGCUUCGUCGACCAGAAGAGCCGCGGGGCCAGCGUGGAGGCCGAGGUGCCGGCGCCGGUGACGGAGGCGCCGCAGCACGCCGAGCGCGUCCAGCUGCCCAGCGACGGCGAGGAGGCCGACGUGAGCCGCAGCUCGGCGCCAGGUGACGUCUCAGCCGCCCCCGCCCCCGCCCCGGCCGCCGCCGCCGCCGCCGCCACCGCCGGCCGCGUCGAUUCCCCGCCCUUCUCUCCAUCCGACCACGAGGCGUCUCUGCCGCCGCUGCCGCCGCGCACGGACCGCGUGGCGUCGGUACAGGUGCCGCGCGCCUCACAGGCGCACCCCGUUACACUGACGGCCGACGGCAGCGUGUCAGAGGGUGAGCCGGAGUCUCCGCGCUCGGCCGGCCGGCCCGGCAGCCAGCCGCCAGUCUCCCCAGUCAGUCCGGCCGGUACCGGCUCCCCGGCCUCGCCGCGGGGCCUCGCCGGCACCCACUUCCCCAUGCCUCUGGCCGAGAACCCGCGCGUGAAGCCGGUGCCCCCGGUGCGCGCGCCCACAGCGCCGGCGCCGGCGCCGGCGCCGCGCUCGGGCACCGCUCAGCGUGACCUGACCGCCAACGGCGACGAGACGGACACCGGUCACAUGUCGACUGUGUCUCACACCGAUCAGGAGGAUAUCUCUACAAGUGAGGCAUCGAAGAAGGAUAAAAAGAAGAAGAAGGGCCUGAGGACACCCAGCUUCUUGAAGAAGAAGAAGGAUAAGAAGAAGGACAAAAAGGAAGAGGCGUCCAAGUAAACGAACGGCAGAUAUUAUUAAGCCACUGCCGGAGAGACGAAGUGAGCGGCAGCGCGCCAGUGGCUCGCCGAGUGUCGCCAGUGGCUCGCCGAGUGUCGUCAGUGGCUCGCCGAGUGUCGUCAAGGCUCGCCGAGUGUCGUCAGUGGUGCUCGCCGCCGGCCGCGAUACGACGACGGACAGACGGCGUCACACGCGUGUGUAAGUGAGAAAGAUAGAGUGAGUGAGUGAGACGCGAGCAAGAGAGCGCGCGGACUGUCCGCCGAGCCGCUGUGAGGAGAGCAGGACAGCGAGUCAACACGCGUGAUCGGGAGAGGACGAGAUAGAGAGACAGCCGCUGCCGCACGGUGUCCGAGGUGGCUGGAUGUGGCGGCCGCGCGGGUCCGGCGGCGCCCCGCCCGGUCCGCCGCCGGCAGCAGCCGCCCCGCCGCGAGACAGAGCUAUAUUACUACUACGCAUGUUUUAAAAUUCACGACAGCUUGUGUGCAUGUGUUCAUCGGAGUACCGCCUGUGGGCCGAAGCUGAAUCAGUGAUUGUUAGCUGUGCGCAGAGCCGUUGGUCGGCGGGUGUGGCCGUCGCUUUGGGCGUGUGCUGCGCGCCGUGCCGCCGCCGCCGCCGCCGCCGCCGCUGUAAGUACCGCUGCCUACUCCUCCGAUAUGUACCGCCCGACGCGACAGGGAGGAGGAGCAGAGGCCCAGCUGAACGGGCGACGACGCGGCUGUACCCCGCAUCGCCGCGCAGCGAGGCGCCGGAGACACCGCCGCCCCCGCCCCCGCCCCCGCCCCGAUCGUACGCAGCUGCCGCCUCCGCCCGGAGGGCCGCGUAUUCGCGCCCGGAGGCGGAUGGCGAGCCGCCCGCCCCCGCCCCCGCCCGGCCCCCGCCCGCAGGUCAAUCGUGCUUCUCGGAGAUUCACGUUACGUUCGUCUGAAACUUGGUUGCUACGGAUGCAGCUAUGUGAAAAUAGAGAGACACUUACAUUGUAGAACGAUUCUUAUUUACUCGCUGGCGCGCGCGCUCUUUUGUACACAGGCAGCCAUUUUAUCUGCAAGGUACCCAGCGGUGUGAAUACAGUUUGAUCUUCUGGUG